Messenger RNA from Pecten maximus, 1596 nucleotides. RefSeq names its product hemicentin-1-like. Gene Ontology annotation, biological process: cell-cell adhesion. Gene Ontology annotation, cellular component: cell-cell junction. NCBI's taxonomy places the organism in Eukaryota, Metazoa, Mollusca, Bivalvia, Pectinida, Pectinidae. Gene Ontology annotation, molecular function: cell adhesion molecule binding. The coding region runs from base 1 to 1215 and encodes 404 amino acids. The record is from RefSeq and is a predicted model, not a curated record. The transcript has 5 exons.
AUGGCGGAGGGCGGAAACGAUGGACCAGGAUACAGUGCUGUGUUUGAUCCACAGUUUGACAGUGUAGACAUUAUUGAGAAUCAGACCAUCUCAGAUGUCAGGUGUUCCGCCGACUGUAGACCAGCGUGUACCUACACCUGGUCUAGAUCAGGUACAUAUUACACAAACCCACUGAGUCUGUCUGUGGCCACGAGGACCAACGCCGGACAAUACACUUGUACAGCCAGAAACACUGUCAGUCAGGGAAUAAAGACUUGGAACCUUAUUGUCAGAUUUCCACCACGAAUUCUCAGUCUAGAUUACACUGACGGUGAUUUUGACGUGGCUGAAAAUGGACCCAAGUCGCUGGUGUGUUCGGUUGAGAGUUUCCCUCCGUCCACAAUACAGUGGUUCUAUAAAGCCAACAACAAAGUUCUACUGACCACCCCAGACGUCCUGGAGAGUACCUACACCCUGACUAACGCUGACUGUCUGGACACCGGACUCUACACCUGUUCUGUCAGAAACAGUGUCUCUACCACAGCGGUUACCAGGGAUAUACUCAUCAAUGUUCUGUGUGAACCACGGCAGGACCCCAGAGUUAAACUUAAUAACGAUUUUGGAUUAGCAACGGCUGAGAUUUUAGUCAUGAAUGCCAUGUUCCUCUCGAAUCCGCAACCAACAUUUUCUUGGUCGUUCGAAACAUCACCAGGCAUGGGUGUUACAAAUCUUGUCAAUGGCAGAGACAAUUUUGAUAUUCAAGAUAUGUUCACAGUGACAAAUCUGUCUGCCGUAUCAGUCGGGACACGGAAGAAUAUACAAGCGUCCUGGUUUGGUGUCUACAAUGUAACGGCGACGAACAGUCAGGGCAGCGAUACGCUCAGUUUUACUGCUGCAGCAAAAGGAAAACCAGACCCUCCGUAUGGGGGUUUAGCUAUGUGCCCUUUUGAAGAUCGAGCUACGCUGAGUUGGACAUCCGGAUUCAAUGGCGGGUCUAGUCAAACAUUUAUAGUUGGUAUACGGACAGAUACACAGAGCAGCAUACUGAUUGAUAGAAAUAUUAACCAGUCUGACCCAGGACGUGGCCAAAGUGUUACUAUAACAGUUACAGGUCUGACAGCUGACACAAAGCAUUUCUUUACUGUAUAUGCUGUUAAUGAAUUUGGGAACUCAUCUUUGGUCCAGGAAGUUAACUGUACAACACAAGGUGAUCGAUUUUUCAGUAAACCAUUAUAACGUAGUGGAUUGUGGGUUAUCCCAAUCAUUUUGUCUCUGAUUUGUCGAUCGUCAGUGCUUAUACACUUUUAUAAUUUUGAGAAUAAUUAUUCUCUGAUAAAAUUAUUUCUCACUAAGGUCGGCUUAAAGAACAGAUCACUGUGUAUAGUUCAUUUCCUGAUAUUUCAUUACAUCUAAAUGACGACCCAACUUAUCACGUAAGUAAAGAACCAGACUAAGAACGCAUCAAACAUAUAUGAAAUAUGAAAGUGGAAACAACAGAUGGAUAAAUUAAAUUGAAAUAUAAAAGAAACUGUUUAAAGUGAUAAACAUAUCUCGUAUUAUGCUCCAGAUUUAUACGUAAAUGAGUUUCUUAUUUGUAUAUGUGUAAUUGGAAAUCUA